Molecule: messenger RNA, 1850 nt
Organism: Merops nubicus (carmine bee-eater)
Lineage: Eukaryota; Metazoa; Chordata; Aves; Coraciiformes; Meropidae
Gene: KCNA2
Product: potassium voltage-gated channel, shaker-related subfamily, member 2
Exons: 1
Coding region: 47-1564 (505 amino acids)
Biological process (GO): potassium ion transmembrane transport; protein homooligomerization
Cellular component (GO): voltage-gated potassium channel complex; dendrite; axon terminus
Molecular function (GO): protein binding; delayed rectifier potassium channel activity
Source: RefSeq, a predicted model, not a curated record
GGGCACUGGGAAGAGUUUAGCAUAAGGAUUUCUUUUAAAGCCCAAUAUGACAGUUGCUACUGGAGAUCCUGCAGAUGAAGCUGCAGCUCUUCCCGGUCACCCGCAGGACACGUAUAACCCUGAGACUGACCAUGAGUGCUGCGAGAGGGUGGUCAUCAACAUUUCGGGGCUGCGCUUCGAGACGCAGCUCAAGACGCUCGCCCAGUUUCCAGAGACCUUACUAGGGGAUCCUAAAAAAAGAAUGAGGUAUUUCGACCCGCUCCGGAACGAGUAUUUCUUUGACAGGAACAGACCCAGUUUCGAUGCGAUUUUGUACUAUUACCAGUCUGGGGGGAGGUUGAGGAGGCCGGUGAACGUGCCCUUGGACAUCUUCUCUGAAGAGAUUCGUUUCUACGAACUGGGGGAAGAAGCGAUGGAGAUGUUUCGGGAGGAUGAAGGCUACAUCAAAGAAGAGGAGAGGCCGUUGCCCGAGAACGAGUUUCAGAGACAAGUGUGGUUGCUCUUUGAGUACCCCGAGAGCUCAGGCCCUGCCAGGAUUAUAGCUAUCGUCUCCGUCAUGGUGAUUUUAAUCUCCAUCGUCAGCUUUUGCCUGGAGACGUUGCCCAUUUUUCGGGAUGAGAACGAAGAAAUGCACGGCAGCGGGCUGAGCCAUCCCCCCUACUCCAACAGCAGCAUGGGCUACCAGCAGUCCACCUCUUUCACAGACCCCUUCUUCAUCGUGGAGACGCUCUGCAUCAUCUGGUUCUCCUUCGAGUUCUUGGUGAGGUUUUUCGCCUGCCCCAGCAAGGCUGGGUUUUUUACCAACAUCAUGAACAUCAUCGACAUCGUCGCCAUCAUCCCCUACUUCAUCACCCUAGGGACAGAGCUGGCCGAGAAGCCCGAGGAUGGUCAGCAAGGCCAGCAAGCCAUGUCCUUGGCCAUCCUCAGAGUCAUCCGGCUGGUCAGGGUCUUCCGCAUCUUCAAGCUCUCCCGGCACUCCAAGGGGCUGCAGAUCCUGGGGCAGACCCUCCUCCUGGGUCAGACCCUCAAGGCCAGCAUGCGGGAGCUGGGCCUGCUCAUCUUCUUCCUCUUCAUCGGCGUCAUCCUCUUCUCCAGCGCCGUCUACUUCGCCGAGGCCGACGAGAGCGAGUCCCAGUUCCCCAGCAUCCCCGACGCCUUCUGGUGGGCCGUGGUUUCCAUGACAACUGUUGGCUACGGAGACAUGGUCCCCACGACCAUCGGGGGCAAAAUCGUGGGGUCCCUGUGUGCCAUCGCUGGGGUAUUAACCAUUGCCUUACCAGUGCCCGUCAUAGUGUCUAACUUCAACUACUUCUACCACCGGGAGACGGAGGGAGAGGAGCAGGCUCAAUAUCUGCAAGUAACCAGCUGCCCAAAGAUCCCCUCUUCCCCUGACCUAAAGAAAAGCAGAAGUGCCUCUACUAUUAGUAAGUCUGAUUACAUGGAGAUCCAGGAAGGCGUCAACAACAGCAACGAGGAUUUUAGGGAGGAGAACUUGAAGACAGCCAAUUGCACCCUCGCUAACACAAACUAUGUGAACAUCACCAAAAUGCUCACCGAUGUCUAGGCGCUCCAAACCUCGUCACCUAUUCAAAGCUGACGUGGAACCACUGCAGAUAUCGAGUGCUGCUCUGCAUUGUAGUUAAUACAGUAUUUUCUACGGUGUAUAUUUGGUUCUGCAUGGGAAGCAAUAGCUGUGUAAGUGACUUUAAACCUUUGAUUUCCACACCGAAUAAGCGUUCGUGCAGAGAAAAAUAACAACAAACCCAACCCCUUUAAUUUCCCCUUCUCCCAUCCCAGGCUUUCCAAAGAGAGGGAGCGACUGGGCGACUCGAGCAACGGGAUGGGGAUGC